Molecule: messenger RNA, 976 nt
Organism: Gilbertella persicaria
Lineage: Eukaryota; Fungi; Mucoromycota; Mucoromycetes; Mucorales; Choanephoraceae
Exons: 1
Coding region: 225-908 (227 amino acids)
Source: RefSeq, a predicted model, not a curated record
UGUAUACAAUUCGAUUUAGUAUUGUUUUGCUUUUAGCUGCUUUUACUGCUGCGCAAAUACCAGGUCAAAGUACAAAUGAUGCUGUUCAAAACAUACUCAAAUAUCUGAGUGAACAGCCUGUCAAUCCUGCACUGGCCCUUUCAAAUGCACUUCAGCAAUUGAAUGUACCUGCAAUACAAGAAAACACUGUUCCACAAACAUUUCAACCUCAAGCUGCUGCUGCCAUGCUUCCUCAGGCUGCUCCUCAAGCAGCAGUACCCAAUUCAGCUGGAAACGUUGUAAUGGCUUUAUCUCAACUUUCUGCUAUCCCUGCUAUACCUGAAAGUGUUUCCUUGCCUCAGGUGAAUGCUGCUCUUGCUCCAAUUCAAGCUGCUGUACCAGUUCAAGCUGCUGCACCUGCUCCAGUUCAGGCUGCUGCUGUUGUUCCUCCAAUACAAGCGAAUGAAGUGCCUGCUGAACCACCACAAAUAGCUCAAGCACCUGCUAAACCACAAAUACUUCAAGCUCCUCCUCCUCCAGAACCUCCAACUCCACCUCAACCUCCUCCAGGUUUCCCUACGCCUAUCACACCACCUACACCACCUACACCACCUAAUCCAUCACCAGGAUUACCUCAACCUCCAACGCCUCCUCAACCACCAGGCACUGCUCAACCACCCGUACUCAGCGCAGUGACCACAGUUACGCCAGGUGUUGUACCUACUACUGUAGCACCUAUUGUAACAACCACAAGAACUAGUUUAACAACUUCAAUGCCAACUGUGAGUCGAAACCUGACAAGUAUGAUGGCCAGUACUACGCGUACGAUAGCUUCUCCUACCAUUCCACCUAUUUCUGAUGCUUCUCAUAGUUAUCCUAGCCUUUUGAUGUUUGGAUCAUUAUUGAUUUUAUUCUUUUUAAGCACUUAAAAGAGAGUGAUUUAGUUCAUCUAUCAUUUCUUUCUUUCUUUCUUUCUUUCUUUUUUACUUUAAUAAAU